This is a messenger RNA of Neurospora tetrasperma FGSC 2508, 276 nucleotides long. RefSeq lists its product as uncharacterized. NCBI's taxonomy places the organism in Eukaryota, Fungi, Ascomycota, Sordariomycetes, Sordariales, Sordariaceae. The transcript is spliced from 3 exons. The coding region runs from base 1 to 276 and encodes 91 amino acids. The record is from RefSeq and is a predicted model, not a curated record.
AUGCCGGCACACGACGGGAGCACGGUAGUGCCCUGUAAGUGCAAGGCAAAAGCCAAAGAGCAAUCCCCAUCGUCGUCUUCCCCUCAACGCCGUGAAACCGUCAUCCUGCAAUCUAUCGACGAUAUAGAUUACUUCCUUCAUACUCCCGUGACCCGUAUAAGCUGUACAUCAUUGGGCUUUCUCUUCCUCUCCAAUGUUGAUACCCAACGUAACCUCAACUCAUGGGGUGAUAUGGAUGCUUUCAGAGAUGUCCGAUUAUCGUCGUGGCAGCGAUAG